GUCCAAUUUGAAGCGUUCGGAGAAGCUAAACUACAUUGACGCCGUUCAAUGCAUGGGGAAAAAGAAGGCGAGGUAUCCUGCAGCGAUUGCCGGCGGCGCGAAGAAUCGUUACGAUGACUUCGUGUACACCCACGGUAAUGUUCGUCGUUCUUCCCAUACUGCUUGUCGACCUUGCUGACAUUCACAAGGGCAAUUUCUUGUCCUGGCACCGCUACUUCAUGUGGGCUUGGGAGCAGACGCUGCGUAAUGAAUGCGGGUAUAAGGGAUACCUUCCCUACUACAACUGGGCGUUGUGGGCGGACAACCCUCGCGCAUCUCCACUCCUCGAUGGCAGCGAUACGAGUAUCUCUGGCGAUGGAGAGUACGUUCCAGGACGCAACUUUAGCUGCGUCCCCAAUCCAGGAAGAUGCUUUGUCGAAGUCCCGCCAGGCCAGGGUGGAGGUUGCGUUGCUUCUGGGCCGUUCAAAAAUUGGAAGAUGAAUAUUGGGCCGGUCACGACUCUCGAUACGACUGUACCGCCGAACCCGUCGCCUGAUGGUCUUGGGUACAACCCGAGAUGCAUCAAGCGUGACAUCAGCAACCGAUCUUCAUCCGAAACGACUGAUGCCAAAGUCGCCGAUCUGAUCACAACCAGUGCCAAUAUCUCCGCCUUCCAGAAUACACUGCAGAAUCCCUCGCCUGGAAUAUUGCGUGUUCAUCUUGGCGGUCACCAGACUAUCGGAGGAGAUGCAGGCUCCGACUUUUACAACUCACCGUCUGAUCCGUACUUCUGGAACCACCAUGCACAGAUUGACCGUGUUUGGUGGACAUGGCAGAAUCAGGACUUGGAGAAGAGGCGGUACACCAUUGCUGGGACGCUUACUUUCCAGAAUGUUCCUCCGACUAGGAAUGCGACGUUGGACGAUGUGAUGACGUUUGGAGAUUACCUGGGGUUUCCCAAUAUGACGAUUAGGGAGGCUUCGAGUACGGUUGCUGGGCCAUUCUGUUACAUAUAUGAGUAG
Molecule: messenger RNA, 1001 nt
Organism: Pyrenophora tritici-repentis Pt-1C-BFP
Lineage: Eukaryota; Fungi; Ascomycota; Dothideomycetes; Pleosporales; Pleosporaceae
Source: RefSeq, a predicted model, not a curated record